Chelonus insularis is the source of this 851-nucleotide messenger RNA. RefSeq names its product U-scoloptoxin(11)-Sm7a-like. The record is from RefSeq and is a predicted model, not a curated record. Bases 44 to 745 code for a protein of 233 amino acids. Lineage: Eukaryota; Metazoa; Arthropoda; Insecta; Hymenoptera; Braconidae. The transcript has 4 exons.
AUUAUUUACCUAACUCAGUUGGAUCGUUUACUUAAUCGCAAAAAUGCAGUUAUUGAUUUUGUUAAGUCUCUUGAUAACUUAUGUUUCAUGGACAUCAUCAAAUUUUACUAGAAUACUGAGUAAACCAAAUAAUAUCGUUUUCAAGUAUGGACGGGGUGCGACCGGAGAAAGAACCUUGUAUGAGUGUGGUAAACAUGAAGCUUGUAAUGUAAUCCAUCGACGAUUUUGGAUGCCUAAUUUAGCAGAAAGACUUUGUAGAUGCCCUAAUGGGGACGAGUGUCCUUGGACUGAUAAAAUUGAUGAUUUUUCAAUACCACUCAAUAACAGAGCUAUUUUAAAAUUUUGUGAACCGGUAGAAAAUAAAGGGCUGUGCAAACCUCGACAAACAGCUGCAACAGUAUAUGGAGAAAUAAACGAUGAUCAAACAUACAUGGUCCCCUACAUUAUUGAUGUAGAUUGUAUCUGCCCAUCAACACAUUAUUGGAAAUUGAAGAAGUAUGAUUUUAUCAACAACCGAGCUUUUCAAAUUUAUCGCUGUGCUAAGCAACGAAUGUGUUAUAGCUACGAAUUUUGUGGCUUUGUAAGAGAAGAUUUUUUUUCAAUUUACUAUCGAUGUUCAUGCCCUGAAGGAAAUUUGUGUGUAAAUACUAAUAAAAAUACGGAAAUAGUUCAAGAAUUGAUGUAUUUGGGGCCAGCUUUUCGAGCCUACUGUGAUCCAUGGAAUAAAUCUAGUAGAGUUUAUUAAAUUAUAUUCAAUGUGAAUAAAACAGUUACAUAAUUCAUUUAUCAUGAGUGAAAUUUUUAAAAAAUUCUAUGAAUGUAGAUAUAUUUUAAAACUAUAUACCUGUGCA